AUGCGAUGUCUUGCUGAUAUCCAAGGAGAAUGUGAGAGGGUCAACGAAGAUGAAGAACUGGUCUUCUCUGAAGUGCAGAUCAUGGUGUGGGAGGACAACGUGAACACACCAAUUUACCAUAACACGACGACCUCACAUGCGUUGGACUGCAUUACCGAUGUGGUGGAAGAACAGGCUACGUCGAUCUGGGGUUGCAUUCAAUUGUCGGUGCUCGGGAGUGAGGAACGCGUCGCGAUCGAGGAGGAUCGAAAUCUGGAUCACACUGCGUUGAUGCCCACUGUCCUCGAUCGGUUCCAAUUCUCCUUCUCACUCUGUUCUAUGUCUCCUCUCGGAUGCACUCUCCUCCUGUCAAAUCUGAGAUCUACUCUUGCCUUGGACCCCUGA
Somion occarium is the source of this 384-nucleotide messenger RNA. NCBI's taxonomy places the organism in Eukaryota, Fungi, Basidiomycota, Agaricomycetes, Polyporales, Cerrenaceae. The record is from the annotation of a GenBank genome assembly.